This is a messenger RNA of Colius striatus (speckled mousebird), 3401 nucleotides long. RefSeq names its product peroxisomal biogenesis factor 7 (gene PEX7). Gene Ontology annotation, cellular component: cytosol; peroxisomal matrix. Gene Ontology annotation, biological process: protein import into peroxisome matrix. The transcript is spliced from 10 exons. The coding region runs from base 5 to 973 and encodes 322 amino acids. NCBI's taxonomy places the organism in Eukaryota, Metazoa, Chordata, Aves, Coliiformes, Coliidae. Gene Ontology annotation, molecular function: protein binding. The record is from RefSeq and is a predicted model, not a curated record.
GGCCAUGGGCACGGCGGGCGGCGGCGUCGCUGCGCUGCGGUUGCCCGGUCUGCACGGCUAUGCGGCGGAGUUCUCGCCGUACUGGCCUGGACGUGUGGCCUGCGCCGCCGGGCAGUACUAUGGCAUCGCAGGUUGUGGAACUCUGGUAGUGCUGGAACAAAAUGAAGCUGGGAUUGCUCUGCUGAGGAGUUUUGACUGGAAUGAUGGCCUGUUUGAUGUGACCUGGAGUGAGAAUAAUGAACAUAUAUUGAUCACUUCUAGUGGAGAUGGAUCGCUGCAAGUCUGGGAUACAGCUAAAACCAAAGGUCCACUGCAAGUCUAUAAAGAGCACACUCAGGAGGCAUAUAGUGUUGACUGGAGCCAAACUAGAGGAGAGCAGCUAGUCGUGUCUGGUUCAUGGGAUCAAACAGCCAAGCUGUGGGAUCCAGCUGUGGGGAAGUCACUAUGCACUUUUAAAGGCCAUGAAGGGAUCAUUUACAGCACUAUAUGGUCUCCACACAUCCCAGGUUGUUUUGCAUCUGCAUCAGGUGACCAGACUUUAAGAGUUUGGGAUGUGAAAGCCCCGGGAGUCAAAGUUGUGAUACCAGCCCACAAUGCUGAGAUCCUGAGCUGUGACUGGUGCAAAUACGAUGAGAACUUGCUGGUCACUGGUGCAGUUGACUGUAGCUUGAAAGGCUGGGAUUUGCGGAACAUCCGGCAACCAGUGUUCAUCUUACUUGGUCAUACUUACGCUAUCAGAAGAGUAAAGUUUUCACCAUUCCAUGCAACCUUAUUGGCCUCUUGCUCCUACGAUUUUUCUGUGAGAUUCUGGGACUUUUCCAAGCCUAACCCUUUACUGGAAACUGUCGAGCAUCAUACUGAAUUUACAUGUGGACUGGAUUUAAGUCUUCACAACUGUGGUCAGGUGGUGGACUGUGCUUGGGAUGAACUAGUCAAGAUCUAUACUCCAUCAUGUCUGGCAGUUCCUGUCUAGAGAAAAAGUGAAGAUGAUCUGACACACCGGGAACCUUUCAAUCUUCCAUACAAAUGGACUUGUGCUAAAGUGUCAACUAUGUCACUGAUCUUACUGUCUCUUUCUAAGUAAAGUUCUGCUUCAACAGAGCGUUGUGCACUUAAGCAUGUGGAGAUUUUAAGACUUGAUUUACUGUGCAGGUAGUGCUUGAGCCAGCAAAACAUUAAACAGCUACUGAAUGGCUGAAGAAUGACCGUAGCAGAUACAGGGUGGUGCCUUUACGGCAGAAUCAUCAGCACAAUUUGUGACCUAUCUGUCCAGUAGAGGUUUGGAUCUGCUUGAUCCUUGUAAAGAAUAAAAGUAACUGGCAGUGUAUUUUGUGAUGAUGUCACUGUAGAAAAGAAAAGAAAAAAAGAAAACAAAGAAAAAAAAGCAGGUUUUCACUGUAAAGUACAGUAACGUCAGCUGAAGUUUGUAUCACUCAGAUGCAUUUAUAUGUUUUGCUGUGACUCAUGUUGCAUUAUUUCUUGUGCAAUAUGAUGAAUACUCGAUAGACAGUAAAUGUCAUCAUCUGUAGUCAGCUGAUUUUUUUGAACUUUUUGAUUGCUGCUCCACAAAGAUGGUAAAGAUGGUUUUCAUGCAUUUUUUCCACAUGAUCUCCUUGAGUAAAACAGUUGGUGAAGUCAUGCUGAAAGGUAGUUCAUUGACAGCGAAAAUACUCGGGAAAAAGAUGGAAACUAUACAACACUAACUGAAUCACAAUCCUCAAGAUUUAGAUAGGACAACCAUCUCUUCUAUUAGACUGAUCUUCUAUUUUCACUUAGAAAUUUCACAAGAGAUAGAGGGGGAAUAUGGCCAUAUAUUCAGUGUUUCAGCACCUCUAACACCCUGGACAAAGUGAGAGCUGAUGUCCAGCACACUUGAACCUAGAUACGUGCAGUUUAACUGCAUGACAUAAGCAUAGCAGAUCCAAUAUGGCCAAGCUAUUAUACUUAAAAGAAUAUGCUCAACAUCUUAUAGGUAUUUUGAGUACUUUGCAUGCCCACUUUGACACCUCAGCCCACAUACUAGUAUUUUCAUCUCACUUUUCCUGGGGCUCCCUGUGCUUCUCCAGUCUCCUUUGAAUACUCUUUCAGGAUCCACCUGUGAUGCUCCUGCAGUUCUUAUUGGCAUAUGUUAGGCUUCUCUCUUGGUUUCCUCCUAGCCACUUUUUUUGGUUUGUUGGUGGUUGUUUCAGGGAUAUUUUGUACCUUCUUCAAGUUGGCUCCCUUCUGUUGUUACCCUAUGUCAACAAUCUUUACCAUCAAAAGACUUUUUGCAGAUCUUUGGUUAGGUUUUCUGUCUUCUGUUAAUGAACACCAUAUGGCUUUGGGCUGCAUCACUCAUAUAUCAAGCAAUAGCAGACACUGCCAGAUCUCCUGGAUGCUUUGAAGAAAUGAAGACUUCUGUAGACCUAAGACCUGGAAGUUGAAAGGAAAGAAUGAUUGUGCUAUAUUGGUGAGACAGGAAACUAGCAGAUAGCCACUGGGAAAUAUGCAUAUGUUAAUUUGGUGUUAGGGUGUCAUGGUUUAGCAAGGAGCAGCUUUUGCUUUGUAACAGGGUCAGGGGAUUGCAGUGAAGACCCACUAAAGAGUUUUUGGAGUCUCCCCUGGCUCCUGGGUUCAGACUCACCUCCAGCCAGACUGGGCCAAUCUGGUGCCUCUGUGAUCACUAUUUAGGGAUGGGAAUUUGAAGUGCUGGCAGGAGGUCUAAGAGUGAUACAAGAUGGAGGCAACCACGUGGACCCCACAGUCAGAGAAGGAAGAAGGAAGGAAGAGCACUAGACCAGAGACCCCUCUGCAAGCCAUGGUGAGAAUGCAGGCUGUACCCCUGCAACCCAUGGAGGGCAAUGGCAGGACUGAGAGCCACCAGCAGCUCCGAGUGAGUGCACACAGACAGGCGAGGGACUGUGUGGGGAGGCAGCCAUGGCACAGGCCGUGCUGGAGAGCCUGCGCGCCGCAGAGCAGCCCCACACGAGAGGCAGAGAGGAGCUGCAGCCUUUGGAAUAAGUGCAUGUCGGAGCAGCCCGUGCAGGGCUGCCGUGUGUGUGAGUUAACCACGGACUUGCAGGGAGGACUGGUGCGGAGCCCACCUGCCCUGAGGAGGGACAAAGGGCAGAAGCUAUCGGGAACAGACUGACUGAAACCCCCACUCCCUGCACCCCUGGGCCGUUCAUGGGGGCAGGAGGUAAAAACACCAGGAUCAGGGCUCUGAGCCCAGGAAGAGGGGAGGAGUGGGGAGAAGGUGGUCUUAAAGGGCUGGUUGGACUCUUCAUCGUUGUACCACUCUGUGUUGUUUUAUUUUGGUUAUGUUUUGGGGUUUUAUGGUUAUUUUAGUUGAUGUUGCAUUAAAUUAUUUUCUGUUUUCUUCUCCAAACCAAGUAGCUUGGUCUGUUUUGUCCUGGACCUUA